CCGCGUUUUAAACAACUUGUCUUUUUCUUACAUUCACAUCAAAAAAGUCAAUCAGCUCCAUUGAUGGUCAGGAUCACAGCCAACUUGUAUGAAGAGGCAUAUGACUACAUUAGACAAGAUUCAGCACAUGGGAAUUGUGUCAUGCUUGUUGCUGCUGAUGUCGAUUCCCUUUGUGCAGCACUCAUGCUCCAAAAUUUAUUGAAAAAGGACAUGAUCGCCCAUAAACUUGUACCCGUGUCAGGGUAUCGAGAUCUCGAACGUGCAAAAGAGCAGAUAAUAGAAAAGGACGAAGAUCUGGUGUCGAUAAUUAUGAUCAACUGUGGAGGAUUGAUUGAUGUUAAGGAGUUUUUUGACAUUGAAAGUUAUACCAAAAUAUACGUAUUCGAUAGUCACAGACCACUGAAGCUGGAAAAUAUUCAUCAUAACAACAUAAACGUGUGUGUAUUUGACGAUGAUAGAGAAACAGAAAAGCUUGAAAAGGUUCUGGAGGCAUUUGAAUCACUAACGUAUAAUUCAGAGGAUAAUUCAGAAAACAUGGAUUCUGACAGCUCGGAUGAAUUAUUAGAGAAUACAAGGUCGAAACGUAGAAGACUAGAUGAGGAUCAAGAUCUGUCGAGAUCAGCACGAAUAAAAAAAAGAGCGCAGAGUAAUUUACUAAUGAACUAUUACACACAAGGGGCCUAUCACGCCAAUUCGACAGCAGGGAUUGUUUAUGAUUUGGCAACUAAGCUCUCCAAAACAGACAAUGAUAUGCUAUGGCUUGCUAUCAUUGGUGUUACAUCACAGUACCUGCAUGAGAAAAUAGAUACCACAGAAUAUAUCAGAAGUGUCAGAGUAUUUAGAGAUGAUACAGCCCGGUUAAAUUUAAGUACAGAUGAAGAAAUGGCCGUAAUCAAUAAUGAAGGAGAAAUUAGAAUAGAAGAUGAAUAUCGAUUCAUGUUCUUUCGACAUUGGAGUUUGUAUGAAAGCAUGUACUAUUCUAGUUAUGUUGUUAGCAAAUUAGGUCUGUGGAACCCAGAAGGUGACAAAAAUUUGAAUAGACUUCUUGCUCAAAUGGGCUUCCGUUUAGAGCAAUGUAAACAGAUAUAUACCCACAUGGAUGUAGAUUUAAAAGAUAGGCUUAGAACAAAAAUAGAAGAAAUAUCACCACGAUUUGGCCUGACAGAACUCUGCUACCCAAGUUUUACACGCGGCUAUGAUCGAAAAUGUGUAUUAUCAGCUGCAGACAUUGUCUAUGCAAUCUCAGCCCUAUUAGAAACAAGUCCUACGACGGCCGUCCAUUUUGGCGCUGAAGGUACAUGGACAGAGAACAGAGACUGGAGAGAUAUGCUUGCGAAUGAUGCUGCCGAUGAUGCAACCAAUGAGAAACGUCGGUGGUGGGUCAAAAACUUUUAUAAAGCCUAUGAUGCUCUCGGUAAGCAAUCUUCAGAGAUGGUCCUACAUGGCAUAAGGAUCUGUAUGGAAACGCAACAGGCCAUCGCAAGACAAGUAUUUGCGGCCAUCAGUAAACGGUUGAUCAAGAAACACAAUAAUUGUUGGAUCAUGGUUGUCGAUGGUGGGCCUGAUUUACCUGUGUUUGGACAUCAAUUGACUCUCUUCAGAAUGGGAUUGUUCGCAUUAGAUAUACUUAGGACAACAAGCGCAAGGCUUAAACCACUUAUAGUAACAUCGCUGGACGAAGUACAUAAUGUCUAUAUAUUUACUUCCAUGGUAGCAGCGCCCGCAUUUGGAGAAACAAGACGAAACAUUUCAGAAAUUGGAAGAGAAGGGACUAUUUGUAAUAGAUAG
Rhizopus microsporus ATCC 52813 is the source of this 1788-nucleotide messenger RNA. Its product is annotated as CDC45-like protein. The transcript is spliced from 8 exons. Gene Ontology annotation, molecular function: DNA replication origin binding; chromatin binding; single-stranded DNA binding. Gene Ontology annotation, cellular component: DNA replication preinitiation complex. The coding region runs from base 64 to 1788 and encodes 574 amino acids. Gene Ontology annotation, biological process: mitotic DNA replication preinitiation complex assembly; double-strand break repair via break-induced replication; DNA replication initiation. The record is from RefSeq and is a predicted model, not a curated record. Lineage: Eukaryota; Fungi; Mucoromycota; Mucoromycetes; Mucorales; Rhizopodaceae.